Dioscorea cayenensis subsp. rotundata (Guinea yam) is the source of this 870-nucleotide messenger RNA. RefSeq lists its product as uncharacterized. The record is from RefSeq and is a predicted model, not a curated record. Bases 1 to 870 code for a protein of 289 amino acids. The transcript has 4 exons. NCBI's taxonomy places the organism in Eukaryota, Viridiplantae, Streptophyta, Magnoliopsida, Dioscoreales, Dioscoreaceae.
AUGCGGAGAUUAAAAUUGAAAGGUAUCAAAAUUGUCCAAUCUGACUCUACUGCUAACAAUGCAAGUGGAUGUGAUGUUGGUGGUGCUACAACAUCUAAUUUUUGCGGCAGUAAUCCAUCAAACCAUGUUGGUUCUACAAGGUCUGCUCCAUUACCUAGUGUUACUCCACAUAGCUCUAUUCCGUCAUCCUCAGAUGAUUCAAACCUUAAUGAUCAAGUUGCAACCAGUAAUACAUGCACAAGAUUAGAUAAUCUUCAGCCAAUCAAUGAAGCCAGUGAAUUGAAUUCAGUUGAUAAUCAAGGACAACAAAGAAAAAGGGGUAGAACUACUAUAAAAGAGUUAUGGACAUUACCUCCUCAAGAAAGGAUUUUAGUAAGUUCCAAUCAAUUAGGACAACCAGUUGGACCCGAAGCACAAUUAUUGGCUGCAUUUCUAGGUAUGCUUGCUCGAUCAGGCCAACAUAUUGGCCUCCAAUAUGAGAGUUGGCAUAAAGUACCAAAAACAUUGAAGGAUGAAUUGUUUAAAUUUAUUGAGUUAAGAUUUUCCCUUCAAAUUUCAAGAGAGUAUGUGCUCAAAUCUUUGGGGAAGAAAUGGAGGGAUUAUAAGCAUGAUUUGAAAACAAAACAUUUCAAACGAGAAGAAAGUCUACAGGCGAACAAGGACAAACAUUCAAGUGCUACUAUUCGAUGGCAAUGGGAACAAUUAGUUGACUUUUGGUAUUCAAAGAAAGGAGAGGAUUCUGAAAAACUUGGGGUUGCUAGUAGAAAACAACAAAAAUAUACACACACUUGUGGAUCGAAGAGUUUUGCGAGAAAGGAAAAAGAAAUGGUAAGUAACUAUAAACUUGUUUAUAUUUGUGAUUCAAACUAA